GUUCUGUCAUCUGUAUGUGCUGUGGCCGCUGUGGCUGUGAUCUCGAUCUGUGCGAUCUGGUACUUGUUCUUGCACUUCGUUUUUUAUUGCGAUUUUUAUCUCGGAAUUUAUAUUCCACAAAAAUUAUGUAUGUACAUAUAACGUAAUGUUAAUGAAGUGUAGUGUUUUGAAUUGUGAGAACGUGAUUUUUGCGAAAAUGCUGCAUGCCAGUUCAUUUGGCACUCUUUUAUAAACAAAACAUGUUAUAAAUAUAAUGCACAAGUGAAAAGACAUGAAAUCCACCAUGGAUAUGAAGAUAGACUUUAAUGAGGCUGGCCAGCCCCCUAUAGUUCCUCAACCCAGUAUUGGCAAGUGGAGUUUGAAGAGUGACACCUCCGUGCUGAUCACAGACCAACAGCAGAGUGGGUCACAUAGGAAAAUUAUUAGGAGAUGGAAUCGCCUCUCAAGACUGCAACGUUCCAUAGUUUAUGCCCUAUUUGUUAUAGCAGCUACUAUCCUAGCUAUGUUUUAUAUCUCAAGAAUGUCUGCUGCUAAUGUAAAUAAGAUUAAUCAUAGUGAAUUAGCACAAGAAACUCUUAAGAAUGUGUCUCUAGUCAAUGAGCAAGCAUCAGAACAAGUUGUUCCGAGGAAGACUGCCGUAGAUUUCGAGAAGCGAGAACGACCCAUCUUUACAGGACCUAUAAACGCCCGACAAUAUGCCGUAGUGGAGAGCUUCAAGCACGCAUGGCGUGGUUAUAAGAAGCAUGCUUGGGGCCACGACAAUUUGAAACCGGUGUCAGGCAUGGCUUUCGACUGGUUUUCUCUCGGUCUCACCAUCGUGGAUUCUCUGGAUACAGCCUAUAUUAUGGGACUGAAAAAUGAAUUUGAGGAAGGCAAACAGUGGAUUCAAGAGGAGCUGGUCUUCACAAAGAGCAAGGAUGUGAACUUCUUCGAGGUCACCAUCAGAGUUCUGGGCGGUUUGCUGUCUUGCUAUCAUUUCUCUCAAGACCGCAUGUUUCUUACCAAAGCUAUUGAUCUCGGAGACCGGCUGAUGGCAGCAUUCUCAUCACCCUCGGGCAUUCCAUAUUCGGACGUGAAUCUCGGCGAGAGGACCGCUCAUGCGCCCGAGUGGUCACACUACAGUACCACGGCCGAAGUCACUACGGUACAACUAGAGUUCAGAGAACUUGCGAGAGCCAGCAACAAUCCUGGGUUUGAGGAUGCAGCGGCAGCCGUAUCUGAGAAAAUACACCACUUACCGAAAAAGCAUGGUUUGGUGCCGAUCUUCAUAAAUCCGAACACCGGCCAUUUUCUGCCUCACGCGACCAUCACCCUCGGAGCCAGAGGAGACAGCUAUUACGAGUACCUGCUCAAACAGUGGCUGCAAACUGGCAAGACUGUUAACUAUUUACUAGACGACUAUAUGACUGCCAUAGAGGGUGUUCGCAAUUUCCUGGCGAAACGAUCAUCUCCUAACAAGCAUUUGUUUAUCGGCGAACUGUCAGCCGGAUCCGAGGCAUUCAACCCUAAAAUGGACCACCUGACCUGUUUCCUGCCAGGCACGUUGGCAUUAGGCCAUGCCAACGGACUCCCGGAUUGGCACAUGACGAUGGCUGAGGAAUUACUGUACACCUGCUAUUUGACCUACGCAGCGCAUCCUACGUUCCUGGCGCCUGAGAUCACUCAUUUUUAUAUGGAUAAUAUAGCAGCUCCCAAAAAUGCUCCUCAGGCAAGCGUGGCUGAAGAUAUGUACACCAAAGCGGCAGAUUCGCACUCCUUGCUGCGUCCAGAAUUUGUUGAAAGUCUAUGGUACAUGUACCAGAUAACUGGCAACACAACGUAUCAAGAUUGGGGCUGGCAGAUAUAUCAGGGCUUCGAAAAAUACGCUAAAGUGCCGAACGGCUACACGUCAUUAGCCAACGUGAAAGUCGAGAAACCAGUGCAACGUGACAUGAUGGAAUCGUUCUUCUUAUCGGAGACUCUUAAAUAUCUGUACUUACUGUUCAGUGAUGACCGAUUCACGAUAGACCUGAAUAAGUACGUUAUUAACUCGGAAGCACAUCCUCUGCCUAUUCACAAAAACUAGAAGUCAUAUUACUGCUUUAUGUACAGUUCUGGACGUUUGGCUGUGUUCUGCUGAAGUUCGCUUCUAUGACUAGUGAAAUCUAGUGAAAGAUGGUCAACAUGGCCAAUAGUUUUUGCUCUUUUUUCUUUCUUUUUGAAAGUUCUCUAUUUAAAUCACCCUGUUCGUGUUUCUUUUAUUUGUUCACUACAAAACGUCUACAGAACUGUACAUGAACUGCAAGUUUAAAUAUACAUCCAUUUUGGAUUGAAUUUUAAAAGAAUGAUGCGUUAUUCGCAAAAUCUUUUGAUAUGAGGUCUGGACUGAGACCCAUUUUGUACUUAAUGGGUAUUUUUUCUUAGAUAAUAGUAAUAGUAGUGCAAUUCCACAGUAUAUUAAUGUGUCAUGGAUAAAGGUAUCUGAUUAUACCUGUAGAUCAGUAUAAAGUUGUAUCUGUACAUUUAUGUUAUGCCAUAUACAUUUAUUUACUACAUGUAUCUCUGUAACUACAGUACUUCGUAUAGUACUAUCGUUUUGGUAUUUUAUGAAGGUUGACCGAAGGACUUUGUAUUAAGCUAAAAUAUGUUAUUGUAUAGUAAUUCUAUUUAUAUUUGUGUAUAAAAGAUAUACCGAUAGGCAUUUACAUUUUAAGUCUUUUUGAGUCGCAGUUAAAACUGGGUAUUAUAAUGAAUGGUAUUCGAAUUAAUUGCACAAUAUCUCGUAUUUAAUCAUAGUAGUAUUUAUUAGCUGCAUUUUAUAACUUAAUACUGAUUCAAGAAUGGAAUGUUGUCAUCCCUCAUACUCAUAAGCAACUAAAGUUAAUACAUAGAUAUUUAAUUCCUAAUAUUACUUCAUAAGUACUUACUUAAAUGUAACGAAUUUAUAAAUGUUUUUAUAUACGCAAAGUUAGAAAAUUAAUGAAUUUCACUCAUACAAUUUGAUAAGAAACCAACACAUAUUUUCUGCAAUUCUUCCAUUAAUAUAGUUUGAAUGAAACUUUUUGGCAGAUUAUAUUUUGACGGGACCAAGGUUGAGGUGAUUAUUACGCUAGGUAUAUUUUGUAACCAAGGAUAUUAUAUAAUUUCUUCUAUGUACAGACGGCGUCUUGAACAUGACCACUCUAAGGUACUCAAGAUAUUAGACCUUGCUAUAAUAUUUGAGUACCCUAAAUGUCCAUCUUUAUAACGCUGACUGUAAACCAUGUUCACAUUAUUCCAAGUUUGUUAAUUAUUAUUUUGGGUUCAAAUUAUCUAUCAGAAAUCUUGUGUUUUUAAUGUGAACAUUGAAUCGAUAUAUUUAUAGCCUUAUUUCAUAAACAAAAAUGAAUCUCAUACAACAUUUUCGCUGCUUUAUCUUUUUUUAUAUAAAUAGGUACUUUGGCUAAUGGUCCUUAGGUAAUAAAAUAAAACGUAUAUGGAAUAUAUUAUAUUAUUUGUUUUUAGUUAGUAAAUAUUUCACUCGAGUCAUUAUCAUAUUUUUGUUAUGAAAAUUAUAAUAUUUAUAACAAUUUUAAAUUAUACUUACUUAAGAUAUUAUAGGAAUAAUUAGCCGAAUGUGUAAAGUGUAAUGGCUGUGGCUGAAUCUCGGAUAGCCUGAAAUAACCGAUGUUAAGUUCAAAUAUGCAUUAUGUAUUCACUUGGUGGAAGGGUGGAACGGGAUUACAUAAAAUAUAAUUUCAUGACUAGAUUUCAGAAAAGCUCUUGUUUUUUUAAGAAUUAAAUAAUAACUUGAAAUGUUUCCGUCCUUGGUAUUUACUCUAUACUAAUAAUUUUCUUGUUAUUUCUUACAUUCUGCACUGCUAUUUACAGUUAUAUGUUGAUCCUAGUGUACCUAUAUUAGAACUUUCUAGAGACUACCAUAAAAUUAAAGCCCGUCAAGAGCGAAUAGGUCCCGUUAAACUGCUUGAAUCAAAUUUUAGCAGCGAAUAAAUUGAAUCUUGAGAGAUAGCUUAGCGCAAAAUACGUAGCUUUAUUUUAUUGCAUAAUGACGUGCACGUGCACACAUGACGCGUAAAUUAAUGCAAUUAUGUUAUAUAUUUAUAUUUUUGCCACAUUUCCUAUGCAAUAAAUUGUGCAUAAAUGCGGUAGUGGUAACUUCAGCUUCUGACGAUCUAUAAUACCUACCUAUUAUUACUCUAUUGCUCACAACAUCAAUGCACUGCUUAUUGAAAUACAUACCAGAAAACCCAAGAUCCCGGAAGUGAAUAAAGACCGAAAAAAUAUACAAGCUUCGUCUUUAUAGUAGUUAGGUACCUCCGGUAGAUAGAUAUUAUUUAAAAUACAAGUACAGUGAGUACUACUUUAAUGAAUAAUUGCUCUAAAUGUGUGCAAUAAAUUCUAGUAGAAACAUUAAAUAAUAUAUAAUUUUUGUUUAAUUUAUUAAACACGUUUUUUAACUCAUUUUGUGUUGUUGUUUUUGUCACAUUUGCCAAAUUAAUGUAGCUAUCAUAUCAUAAUAAAUAUUUGCUAUAAUUCAUAAGAAUAAGGGAAGGUUUGAUAACAAAUGAUAGGCAUGAAGGUUGCUAGCAAAUUCAGUCGAGAUGAUGCGUCUUAUCAGCCCAGUAAUUAUAAAGAUAAAUAGAUAUAAACGUUAAAUUAUCACAUCUCUUUAGUAACAAUGCAUACACACAAUUAAAAUACAUUCUUGUUAGAUAGCGUAGUUUUAAGUACUUAAAGAAUGUCGUAGGUGUACUUUAUUGGGGUUUAGUUUAAUUUAAUUAAAGUUUGUUGUUCUUCCUUGUUACAAUCUUGUCGCUGAGAGGCACCAUUUAACUAUGAGCGAACUAUUUUCAGUUUUCAAAUCGGCGAUUUGACUAAUGCAAGUUCCCAACUUGUUAUGAUUUGGUUGUCGUUGUAGUUAAAUGAUCCAACUCUUCCUAAGAGUUAUCAAUUUACGUCUUAAUACUUUGUUCUUUCUAUUGUAAGUUUAUUUUUCUUAGGAAACAAAUUGAGUAGACAACAUUCACUGUUUAUUAUCAUAUUUUCAACACGGUUGUUGUUUUGAGAAACAACAGAUGAUGUAAUUAUUUAAGCAAUUCGAAGACAAUAGUACCUAUUCUAUACUCUUUAUAUAAAUUAGAGAUGACUGGAGUAAAAAUCAUCAUAUAUUUAAAUGGUGUUUGCAUUCAAUGGUUUGUCAUUAUGAUCUGAUCAGUAAAAUGGCAAGUUGGUAACUAUCAGUAUCUUUAUAUUUAUUUAAAAUUAUUAUGUUUUUGUAAAUCAUCAUAAGUAUAUUUUAUUGUAUUUGUUUAACUAAUUGAUGAAGCGUAUAAUUUUUUUAUUAAAUUAACGUUUUGAUCAAUAUGUGUGCACUAAAAUUUACAUAGUAUUUGGGUGUUCGUAUACUAAUAUCGGAAUUUUAAUUGAAUGAACCGCAGCUAUAGAAUACCAAAAUCCUUUUAGUAACAAGAUUGUACUUUUUCCGGUUACUGUUAAAGUCUCUGAUAGCCUAUCCGGAACUUGUCUGACAGAUAAACUCUAGCUUCUGGUUUCACAUGUACCAACAGCAUUAUUUAGCAGAAAUUCUAAGCAGCUUGGCAGAUAGCAUUAACUGUCAGGUAACUAAUUGACAAUAGUGAAACCAGGCCCUAGUCUGAUGUAAAUUCAGUGCGCAUGGUAAUAUGCAGAAACGUUCCAACCCACUGUACGCGUAAAUGCGUAACUUGAAUUUGAGAUAUAAGCAUUUACGCGUUUCAGUUGUAUUCUUUUUUAUUCUAACUAGUAAAGGUACUAGAGGUUUUAUUGUUGAAUUAUAUUGAGUUUAGAUAACCAUAUGCUAAAUUUUAGGCUGUUCAAUCACAAUAACUCGAUUUCGGGUGACUUGUGGGUUGGAACGUUUCUGCAUAACUACGUCCAAAUGUAGUAAAUUGUAAUUUAAUAAUCAGUUACCAAUUAAAAUUAGUGAUAAGUUACCAAAUAUUCUUCGGAUCUUCCUGAAAUUAUGGAUACGAUAAAAAUGCUUCUGAAAAUGUGAUGAAACCUUGUCAAAGUAACUGACAAAAUAAAAUGUAAGUUGCAUAGGAUAGGUACGUUGUACAAUAAGUGUAUUGUUUUGCAAGAUUAAAAUAAUCAUUGAACAUUACAGUGCCUUUCAUCCAAAGGUUGGGCACCAUAUGAUUUUUUCUCUAUUAAAGUCGUUCAGUGAUCUGUAACUAUAGAGUUGAAACAUUUUGCAAAUCAAAUAUUUGUGUUGCUUUGUUUAACUUAAGUACUUACAGCAAAGAACAAAUGACUUAUUAAGUUUUGAGGCUGGGUUUUAUUAAUAGUGACUAUAAUGCAUUUAUAUCUACAUAGUAAACACUACAUCAAACUCGCAGUUUUAAAAGUUGAUCUACUACAUAUUGGUUGUAAUAAAUGUACCUACCAUUAAUAAUUUUUGUUUUAUUCCCU
This is a messenger RNA of Helicoverpa armigera (cotton bollworm), 6429 nucleotides long. It is a transcript of the gene alpha-Man-Ib, whose product is annotated as endoplasmic reticulum mannosyl-oligosaccharide 1,2-alpha-mannosidase. Gene Ontology annotation, molecular function: mannosyl-oligosaccharide 1,2-alpha-mannosidase activity; calcium ion binding. Gene Ontology annotation, cellular component: endoplasmic reticulum; membrane. The transcript is spliced from 12 exons. Gene Ontology annotation, biological process: mannose trimming involved in glycoprotein ERAD pathway; carbohydrate metabolic process. The record is from RefSeq and is a predicted model, not a curated record. NCBI's taxonomy places the organism in Eukaryota, Metazoa, Arthropoda, Insecta, Lepidoptera, Noctuidae. The coding region runs from base 272 to 2065 and encodes 597 amino acids.